Messenger RNA from Mesorhabditis spiculigera, 1521 nucleotides. NCBI's taxonomy places the organism in Eukaryota, Metazoa, Nematoda, Chromadorea, Rhabditida, Rhabditidae. The record is from the annotation of a GenBank genome assembly.
AUGGAUGAGAAGAUCGCUGCAGAAGAUCGAGACAUCGAUCUGCGUUCCAAUCACUCACGAUCACCGGAUCAAGAAGAAAAUGCUAGCGAAGCUUCAGAAACGGAAAGACAAAAUGACCUUCCGCCGGAACCUGACGAAAUGGAAGAGCCGCGCGACCUUAGCUCCCCGGAAAACCAGUUCCUAAUUGAAUCACCGAUUGAGGAAAAUAUCGUGCGAGAGGAAUAUAUUCUGGUGCAGCAGGUUAAUGAAGAGCCAGAGCUGAAUGUAGACCUAGACCUUGGAUAUACGGAGGAAACAGAAGAAGAGAGUGAACAGCCUAAAGUUGUGAAGGAAGUGCAUCAACAGUUAGAGCAAACGGAGGCGCCCGCUGAACCUAUGCUACAAUCUGAACCGAUUGAGGACCAUAUUGAAGGUUUAUCCGUUAUUGAAGAAGAUGAAGCGCUGAAAUCGGAAGGAGCCGAUAUUGUUCCUGAAGUGAUAAAGCCCCCGCUGACGGCUAUAACAGAGCAGCCCGCAGCUGCAGCACCCACCCAAUCCAAAUUACGAACUCCAAGGGUCCAAGUCCCAAAGAAAGGAAGCGCCGCUCCUCCAGGGAAGGCACCUCAGAAGGGCGCGGCCGAGGCGGCCAAAAUGCCUACGUCUAGUUCUGCUCGCUCGAUACGCUCACAAUCUACCUCAAGGACUGGCCUUAAUAGCCCUAGCCUAAAAACAGCUCCCAGCCUCCCAGCCACACCCAAGUUGACCCAGAAAUACUCGAACGUCAGGAGCCGCAUCGACUCCAAAACAAGUCACACUCCCACCGGUGGCAACAUCAAAAUCUUCCACGAGCCCCAAAGAUAUGGUGUCGGCUCCCGGGUGGGCUCCCUCCAAAACGUACACCAUCGCCCAGGAGGCGGCAACAUCCGAGUCGAGACGGCCAAAUUAAAUUUCAAGGACGAGGCCCAGCCUCGGAUAGACGCCCGCUCGGCCCAUAAGCCCGCACCAAGCGAGAAAAAGAUCUUGACCCAGAAACUUCAAUGGAAUGUGCAGAGUAAGGUUGGGUCGUUGGAUAACGCAACACAUACACCGGGAGGUGGGAAUGUCAAGAUUUUCCAUCAAAAAAUCGACAUCAACGCCGGCUCAAAAGUUGGAUCGCUGGAUAAUGCAGCACAUAACCCUGGUGGAGGGAAUGUGAAAAUAUUCCAUCAAAAAGUUGAUGUGGCAAAGGCCGGCUCAAAAGUCGGCUCUUUGGAUAAUGCUGCUCAUCAGGCUGGGGGUGGGAACGUCAAGAUUUUCCAUCAAAAGAUCGAUCUCACAAAUGCUGCUUCAAAAGUUGGCUCGAUGGAAAAUGCGGCUCACGUACCUGGUGGAGGCAAUGUAAAGAUAGAAGACCGUAAAUUGGACUUUUCGCGGAACGCCAGGUCCAAAAUCGGAUCGACUUCCUCGAUCAGUGGAUCAGCAACUUUAUCAAGAGGAUCGAGCGAACGCUCAAUGCCUGGCGCUGUCGACCCCCUUCGAGCUGAACAAAUCCUUGGCACUAUC